Prunus dulcis (almond) is the source of this 3495-nucleotide messenger RNA. Its product is annotated as pentatricopeptide repeat-containing protein At2g01740. Gene Ontology annotation, molecular function: protein binding. The coding region runs from base 94 to 2793 and encodes 899 amino acids. NCBI's taxonomy places the organism in Eukaryota, Viridiplantae, Streptophyta, Magnoliopsida, Rosales, Rosaceae. The record is from RefSeq and is a predicted model, not a curated record. The transcript is spliced from 2 exons.
ACAUCGUCAAGAAGGUGCAAGCCUAAACCCCAGCAAAACCCUGAAUUUUCUUAGCUCAACCGCCAAACACAGCUCACCAGAUACCAUCCAUGAAUGAUCAGAGAAACCCUCCAGUUAAUUGGUCACCUGCGAAGAACCUCACAGCUCCCGAGUCAUUCUACCUGCAACAAGCUCCUACACAACCUGAUUAGCUCCAACUGCGGUGAGCUCUCUCUGAAAAUCCUCUCCCACUUGGUCUCCAAAGGGUACAAUCCUCACCGCUCUUCAUUCAAUUCAGUUAUCUCCUUUUUAUGUAAAUUGGGUCAUAUUAGUUUUGCCCGAAAGCUCAUUAAUUCGAUGCCGAGAUACGGGUGCUUGCCUGAUAUUGUAACUUACAAUUCUUUGAUGGAUGGGUAUUGUAAAUUUUCUGACAUUGAUGAAGCUUGUUUGCUGAUGAAAGAGAUACGCAUGAGAGGAUGUAGACCUGAUUUGGUUACUUUUAAUGUAUUGCUUAACGGGUUCUGUAAUGUUAAAAUGAAGAAAGAAGCUUUGGUUUAUAUAGGUUUGAUGUGGAAGAGUUGUUCACCGAAUGUAGUUACAUAUAGUCACUUUAUAGAUAUGUUUUGUAAAAUGGAGGAUUUGGGUUUGGGUUAUAGGCUGCUUGGUGAUAUGGUGAAGGAUGGGGUGCUGCCGAAUUUCUUCGCUUUUACUUCUUUGAUUGAUGGAUAUUGUAAGGCUGGUAAUUUGGAGGUUGCUUUUGAAUUGCUUGAGAAGAUGAGGCAAUCGUCACUUUUACCAAAUGUGGUUACUUAUAAUGCUUUAAUUAAAGGGAUUUGCAUGAAGGGGAUGUUGGGAAGAGCCGAUUAUUUGUUUUCUAAGAUGUGGGAAGAUGGGUUUGAGCCUAAUUCAGCAGUCUAUACUUCAAUGAUAGAUGGACAUUUAAAGAAAGGAAAUUUAGAUGAUGCCAUGAAGUAUAUGAGUAAAAUGCAUGAUCAAGGGUUCAGCCUUGAUGUAGCUGCAUAUGGGGCGGUUAUCUCAGGCCUCUGUAAAAAUGGUCGGCUAGAUAAAGUAAUGCAGUUUAUUGAAGAUAUGGUUGGGAGUGGGUUAGCUCCAGAUCAGAUGUUGCUGACGACCAUUAUGGAUGCAUAUUUCAAAGCGAAUUUAAAAGCAGCUUCAGGUGUCUACGGGGAAUUGUUAGUAACCCUCCAAUUCUUUGCUCUCCUGCAAAGAACCUCACAGUUCCCAACUCCCUUUACCUGCAACAAGCUCCUACAUAGCCUCAUUAGCUCCAACUGUGGAGAGCUCUCAGUGAAAAUCUUCUGCCACUUGCUCUCCAAAGGUUACAAUCCUCAUCCCUCUUCAUUCAAUUCAGUUAUCUCCUUUUUCUGUAAAUUGGGUCAUAUUAGUUUUGCCCGAACACUCGUGGAUUCGAUGCCAAGAUAUGGGUGCUUGCCUGAUAUUGUAACUUACAAUUCUUUGAUUGACGGGUAUUGUAAAUUUUGUGAUAUUGAUGAAGCUUGUUUGAUAAUGAGAAAGAUACGCAUAGGAGGGUGUAUACCUGAUUUGGGUACGUUUAAUAUAUUGUUUAACGGCUUUUGUAAGGUCAAAAUGAAGAAAGAAGCAUUUGUCUAUAUGGGUUUGAUGUGGAAGAGUUGUUCACCGAAUGUGGUUACAUAUAGUACCUUUAUAGACAUGUUCUGUAAAACAGGGGACUUGGGUUUGGGUUAUAGGGUGCUUGGUGGUAUGGUGAAGGAUGGGGUGUUGCCGAAUUUGUUUGCUUUUACUUCUUUGAUUGAUGGGUAUUGUAAGGCUGGUAAUUUGGAGGUUGCAUUUGAAUUGCUUGAGAAAAUGAGACAAUCGUCACUGUUACCAAAUGUGGUUACUUAUAAUGCUCUAAUAAAAGGGCUCUGCAUGCAGGGGAUGUCUGAAAGAGCCGAUUAUUUGUUUUCUAAGAUGUGGGAAGAUGGGGUUGAGCCUAAUUCAGCUGUUUACACUUCAAUGAUAGAUGGACACUUACAGAAAGGAAAUGUGGAUGAUGCUAUGAAGUAUAUGAGUAGAAUGCAUGAUCAAGGGUUUAACCUUGAUGUAGCUGCAUAUGGGGUGGUUAUCUCAGGCCUCUGUAAAAACAGCCGAUUAGAUAAAGCAAUUCAGUUUAUUGAAGAUAUGGUUUCUAGUGGGUUAGUUCCAGAUCAGAUGUUGUUGGCGACCAUCAUGGAUGCAUAUUUCAAAGCUGGGAAUUUAAAAGCAGCUUUGGGUGUCUACAGGGAAUUGUUAGAAAGGGGUUUCGAACCUGAUGGUGUGACUCUUUCAGCCUUGAUGGAUGGCUUAUGCAAGCAUGGGUGUCUGAAGGAGGCAAGAGGCUACUUUUGCAAGGAAAAGGCCAAUGAAAUUUCAUACUCUGUGCUUAUUAAUGGGAUGUGUAAGGAAGGAAACCUAAGUGAAGUUGAGAAGGUCUUCAGGGAGAUGUCAGAGGCAGGGUUUAUUCCAGACAAGUAUGUAUACACUUCUUGGAUUACUGGUCUAUGCAAACAGGGUAGUCUGCCCGAGGCUUUUCGACUCAAGAAUAAAAUGGUUAAAGAGGGCAUUAUACCCGAUCUGUUAACUUAUAGCUCACUUAUUUUUGGUUUAGCAAAUGCUGGACUCAUGAUUGAAGCGAAACAGGUAUUUGAUGAUAUGUUGAAAAAAGGAAUCACUCCUGACUCUGCAGUCUUUGAUAUUCUGAUCAGAGGCUAUCACAAGGAAGGUAAUGAUGCUGCCAUUUCAAGCUUGUAUGAUGAAAUGAGAAAGAGAGGGCUUGUAGAUGGAGAACAUUAAUUUGUAAUAGCAUUAAGGCUUCGCUGGUUCCAUAUGAUCAAGUCAAUUCCUUGCAGAAGGACCUAAUUUUAUCCGCCGCUAUGUUUGGUGAACAUGUGCAAUAUGAUUCGUACAAGGCUAUUCGUCCCAAUUGAAAGUCAUGGACAAAGUGGUCUGCCUACUCUAUAUUUCAAUCAGGAGCAAAACUAAGCUCUUUCUAUAAGCUUGAAGGAUGCUUGGCACUGCUGUUGAACAUCGACACAUGUAACAGUAAGGUCAUCGCUCAUUGAUUCUGAUUAGCAAGCUUUUCAUCAAAUGAAGGAAAUGCUCAUUUCUUAUAUUUCCUCAUUUGUUUUUGCUGGUCUAGCUAUUUGAUUUUGCUAUUGGUGUGUAUUGGCCGAUGUUUUAUCGGCUCAGAGAUGCUUGCAAACAUAUCAGGAAAUGCUGCCAUUUUCAUUAGGCAUGCCUCGUUCGUUGAGCAGCUGGCAACUAGCAUGGCCUUGCCAAACUCUCGAGUGAAUCUGAUAAACUGAGCCUCAACAACAAAAAGGCCCAAGACUAAUGUGGUUUCUGAUUGUUCUAGUGAUACGACUGAGUUUGAAUAAUAAAAUGUAAGGGUUGUGUCCAACAUUUUACGCAAUGGCGGUUUGUAUUACAUGUAUGUAAUCAACUAAAGGCAAUAUUACAAUGAAAGAAAAGGAUCUUACGCGAUUUUCAACUGUA